GGCUGCAGCCACACACCCCUCUCCUGACAGCUGCUAAUAAAGUCCUUUCAUUUUGCAUAAAGCUUGCUGGCUGGUUCCCACCUGAUAAGAGAACACAGGAGGUGCAGUGGACACAAAGACACAGUGGAGAAUUUCCCCCCAGGUCUCACAUUGUGUAUCAUCAGACGCUCACUGUCACAAUGGAUGUCUCUCCCCCUUCUAUACCCUGCCAUUUUAUGGUGAAGCCUACAUAUAAACACUGCAUACCUAGCUAGCAAUAAAUUUUGCUUGCUUCCCAGUAGCACUUUUAGAACUCAAAUAUAUUCUUUUUUUUAUCAUUUCUGUUGUACACAAUUAUUUAUAAAUAUAUAUUACCUCAUAAGCCACUACCAAACCACAGUAUAUGGUCUUGAUUUAACUCUGAUUAUAACUUAAAUUAACCUACAAGUAACCCAGUCAUGGAUACAACUACACUAGCAACUCUGGCCACUGCCACAACUGUGGCUCUAGCCUCUGAUAUGUCAGGCUACAUGUGGCUGCUGGUGGUAGGCUUCAUCAUUGCCUUCAUCCUGGCCUUCUCUGUGGGGGCCAAUGAUGUGGCUAACUCCUUCGGUACAGCUGUGGGGUCUGGGGUGGUCACCUUGCGGCAGGCUUGCAUCCUGGCCACAAUCUUUGAGACUGUAGGCUCAGUUCUGCUGGGGGCCAAAGUCAGUGAGACUAUCAGACAGGGGAUCAUUGAUGUCCGAAUAUACAACAGCUCCGAACACAUCCUAAUGGCGGGAUCAAUAAGUGCGAUGUGUGGCUCUGCUGUGUGGCAGCUGGUUGCAUCAUUCCUGAAGCUCCCCAUUUCUGGAACCCACUGUAUUGUUGGCGCCACAAUUGGCUUCUCCAUGGUAGCCAGGGGUCACCAAGGGGUCAAAUGGAUGGAGCUACUCCGCAUUGUGGCAUCCUGGUUCCUGUCACCUGUACUGUCAGGCAUCAUGUCAGGAAUUCUAUUCUACUUUGUUCGCAAGUUCAUUCUGAACAAGGCUGACCCUGUACCCAGCGGUCUCAGAGCUCUGCCAAUCUUCUAUGCUAUCACUAUGGGAAUCAACCUCUUCUCCAUCAUGUUUACAGGAGCACCACUGCUGGGUUUUGACAGAGUGCCAUGGUGGGGUACACUGUGUGUGACGAUUGGCUGUGCCUUCGUCACAGCUUUGAUCGUUUGGUUUGUUGUCUGUCCACGCCUCAAGAAGAAAAUCAAACGACACACAGCUGCUGCUCCCUGUGAAACUCCACUGAUGGAUAAGAACUCCAGAAAACCUGCCCUAGCAGAGCAGACCUCAAUACUUUGUGACCCUGAUCCCCAGACCCCUACAGCAGUCAGUCAGAAGGUGGCUUUCAAACUCGGAGGCUCAGAGGAAACUGAUUUGGACACCAAGGACAUGGAAACCAAAGACUUGGAUGUCAGCAGUGGUCUGAACGGCACUGUUGGCACCAUGGUGAUCACUGAUCCGCACAGUGGGCGGUCCCACACGAUCCACAAAGACUCUGGCCUUUACAAAGACCUGCUACACAAGCUCCAUAUGGCCAAGGUUGGUGACUGCAUUGGUGACAGUGACACAGAAGAGCGGCCCAUCCGGAGGAACAACAGCUACACCUCCUAUACCAUGACCAUUUAUGGCAUCCAAGGAGAUCCUAAAUACAAGGACCUGGAUGGUGGAAUGCAGAGGAGAUCCAGGGUGGACAGUUCGUGCAGCUCCAGCUCAGUGGCGAGCAGCAGGUCUGCAGUCCAGGACUGUACUGUGCCUCAGGAAACUAGCAGUAACGUUGUUCUAGAGGAGGAUGAGCUGGAGGUUGACCAACCAGCUAUUUCCUUGCUUUUCCAGUUCCUGCAGAUACUCACAGCAUGCUUUGGCUCCUUUGCUCAUGGAGGGAAUGAUGUCAGCAAUGCAAUUGGUCCACUGGUUGCUCUCUGGCUUCUGUAUGAGAGUGGCUCUGUGGUAUCCAGUGCACCAACACCUAUCUGGUUGCUUCUGUAUGGUGGAGUGGGCAUCUGCACCGGACUUUGGGUAUGGGGCCGGAGGGUGAUGCAAACCAUGGGCAAAGACCUUACCCCCAUUACACCCUCCAGCGGAUUCAGCAUUGAACUAGCUUCAGCAAUCACAGUUGUUUUGGCAUCCAAUAUUGGUCUUCCUGUCAGCACAACCCACUGCAAGGUAGGAUCUGUGGUGGCUGUGGGAUGGCUGCGCUCCAGAAAAUCAGUUGACUGGCACCUGUUCAGAAACAUCUUCAUUGCCUGGUUUGUUACAGUUCCUAUCUCUGGGCUGAUCAGUGCGGCCAUCAUGGCUCUCUUCAUAUAUGUUAUUCUGUGAACCUCCCACUGUUCAUCUAUGCUCUUACUUCAACAAAAAUGACCACUACCAGCAGUUAUUGUUUGACUGACUCAGUGUGUUCUAUAUUAAUUAUGUUUGUUACAUAGUCAGUGUCUCUUCAAGGUCAAGCCAAUUACAUCUCACAGGAAUUUGUCCAUGAAUGAUGUAGGAUCUAGUAACACUGUUCAAAGAGGUCUGUGAUCCUGUGUAUUCCUAUGUAUAUUUGUAUAAAUGCAAUAAAAAUCAAAUAGUUCAGUUUUGGCUAACAAAAAAAAAGGACCAGCUAUAUUAUUUAUAUUUAUUGUGUAUUUGGAUAUAAUAAAAAGGUGUUGCCUGAUUUUAAGGGAUUCAACUUAUAUUGCUCACUAUUAACAUUUCCCACUGAAUGCUAUUUUGUGUGAAUGUGGAAGGGAUGCAAAAACACCAGUAUGACUUACAACUUCAAUUGAUGACAAAAAUUCAUUAACAAAUGAUAUAAACACAUGGUUUAUGACCUAUUCACCCCAUGUUUUCAUGCACAGUCUUGAGGGAAAAUAAAGUAUUAAUGCUUUUCUCAAUGGUUUCAUCAUUUACACCUGUACUUUAAAGUGGCACUAACUAACUUUCACCCUCUAACUUUCAACUGUUAAGGGUGAAGUGAGAGUCAAAAUAAACUGAAACAGUAGCCCCUCCUCUUCUCCCUCCACUCCUC
Monopterus albus (swamp eel) is the source of this 3024-nucleotide messenger RNA. RefSeq names its product solute carrier family 20 member 1a (gene slc20a1a). Lineage: Eukaryota; Metazoa; Chordata; Actinopteri; Synbranchiformes; Synbranchidae. The transcript is spliced from 11 exons. Bases 438 to 2333 code for a protein of 631 amino acids. Gene Ontology annotation, molecular function: phosphate transmembrane transporter activity. Gene Ontology annotation, biological process: phosphate ion transmembrane transport. Gene Ontology annotation, cellular component: membrane. The record is from RefSeq and is a predicted model, not a curated record.